Messenger RNA from Prorocentrum cordatum, 192 nucleotides. NCBI's taxonomy places the organism in Eukaryota, Dinophyceae, Prorocentrales, Prorocentraceae. The record is from the annotation of a GenBank genome assembly.
GCAGUUGGGAUGGAGGCGACCAGGAGUGCACCAUGGAUCAUGUACCUGGCGUUCCUCGUGCAGGGCGUGUCGACCGCGAAUUCCAUGAUGGUGAGCAAGGGCGCCCUUCGCGAUAUCGACCCGUACAACGCCUCGCGCACUAGUGACAGUAUGAAGGAAGUGCAUGAGGUGCAGGAAGUGAGCGGGAUGCCC